UUGGUGAAUGGCGUAGCGCGGCGGCCGCUGCGGAGGAGGAGGCGCCCCAGCGGUUUGGUACCGAGCGGAGAGGGAGAUGCACACGGCACUCGAGUGAGGAAUCAGAGAUGAAGGUACACAUGCACACAAAAUUUUGCCUCAUUUGUUUGCUGACAUUUAUCUUUCAUCAAUGCAACCAUUGCCAUGAAGAUGGCCAUGACCCUAAAGAGAGCCAUGUACACAACCAUAAUGACAGUCAGAUCUCGGAGGCACCAUAUCUCCAGAAUGGAGGAGCAGAAUCCUCACCAAGUAAACUUUCAGUGCUGGAAGCUGAAAAUGAACAAAAAUACUACAUUGAAAAACUUUUUGACCAUUAUGGUCAAAAUGGAAGAUUGUCAUUUUUUGGUCUUGAAAAACUGCUAACAAGCCUUGGUCUUGGAGAGUUAAAAGUAGUGGAGAUUAAUCAUGAGGAUAUUGGCCAUGAUCAUGUUUCCCACUUGGAUGCUUUAGACGUACAAGAAGGAAAGCAUUCUCAUUCUCAUAACCAUCCUCAUUCUCGUAGCCACUCAGGUCCAGAAAACCAAACUGUGAAUGGUGUAUCUACAAAGAGAAACCAUAAAUGUGACCCUGAAAAAGACACAAUAGAGUCAUCGGUGAAACCUGCCAUUAAGCGUGUUCGUGACAACAAUCGUCGCCGCCACCACCAUCAGCAUCAUCAUCAUCAUCACCUUGACCAUAAUGGUACUCAUCAUACUCAUAAUGAUUCAGUCAGUCAGAGUGAACAUGGAGACCCGAGCCAUGAACCUUCAACAGAGACAAACACUACCCAAGAACAACCUGAGAGAAAACUACAGACACACAUGAACAGGCAAAAGGGAAAGAAAUUCAGUGAGACGUUAGUAGAUACUGCACAAGAUGCUCAAGACCAUGAUCCAGGUGGUCAAUAUGAGCACAAUCAUGUUGAUAAACAUGAUCAUGUACACGAUGCAUCUCACUCACAUGUACGCAUUCACAAACGCCAUAAUGACCAGGCCACCGGUCAUAGACACCAAGAUCCUACUCCUGGUAACGAGGAUCGCCAUACCAGCAAGCGUGAAGCUCCUCAUAAACAGAUUAGUGUAAGAAACCAGGCCACCAGUCAUAGACACCAAGAUCCUACUCCUGGUAACGAGGAUCGCCAUACCAGCAAGCGUGAAGCUCCUCAGAAACAGAUUAGUGUAAGAAACAUCUUUUCAACACAUAGUCACAAGGAUCACAGUGAGGAUGAACAUCAACAUGAAGAGUGUUUAAAUGUCACUCAACUACUGCGGUACUAUGGUCUUGGAACCAACUCUCCAAUAUCUCCUGACUUGUUUACGUACCUGUGCCCUGCAUUACUGUAUCAGAUUGACAGAAGACUUUGUAUUGAGCAUUAUGAUAAUUUGCUGGUUGAAGACUUGAAGAAAGAUAAAAGUGAAGCAGCUACGAAUAAAGAUAAAAUAGGUGCAUCAGCCUGGCUUUGUGGUAUCAUUUCUAUCACUGUCAUUAGCCUGCUCUCCUUGUUAGGCGUGAUCUUGAUACCUAUCAUUAACCAAGGGUGCUUCAAAUUCCUUCUAACCUUCCUGGUUGCUCUGGCCGUUGGAACACUGAGUGGAGAUGCACUACUCCAUCUGUUGCCACAUUCGCAAGGAGGCCAUAACCACAGUCACCACGAGGACCACGGUCAUAUUCACGAACACAGGCAUUCUCAUGGACAUUCCCAUGGGCAUGGAACAGGAAAUGAAAGCUUUCUGGAAAAAUACGAUGCAGUAUUGAAAGGGCUCGUAGCUGUUGCCGGCAUUUAUCUUUUGUUCAUCAUUGAGCACUGUAUAAGAAUGUUUAAGCACUACAACAAACAAAAGUUUUGUUACAAACUAGGCACUGACAGUUAUCUGUUUCAGUCUAACCAGAAGUGGUGCAAGAAAAAACAGAAGACUGAAGAAUCACCAAUUGGAAGGAAGCUUUCAGAACACAAACUGAAUAAUAGGCCAAAUGCUGACUGGCUUCAGCUCAAACCUCUGGCAGGUGCCGAUGACUCAGUUGUAUCUGAAGAUCGAUUUAAUGAAACUGAACUAACUGAUCUAGAUGGCCAGUUGGAAUCCCCUCCUAAAAACUUUCUGUCUGUAGAAGAUGGAAACCACAUGCACCAUACUUACAAUGACGUUUCUCACUCUGUUCACGACCAUGAUCUUCAUGAUACAGAGUAUGAUGACAACCAUGGAGGGGAUAAAAUAGCUAGGAAACACAACCAUCACUGGCAUCACAAACAUUCCCAUCAUUCCCAUGGUCACUGCCAUUCUGGAAAGGACCUGAAAGAUACUGGAAUUGCUAAUAUAGCUUGGAUGGUAAUUAUGGGAGAUGGCAUCCACAAUUUUAGCGAUGGUUUAGCAAUAGGAGCAGCUUUUAGUGCCGGAUUGACAGGAGGAAUUAGUACAUCUGUAGCAGUGUUUUGUCAUGAGCUUCCCCAUGAAUUAGGUGAUUUUGCCGUGCUGCUUAAAGCAGGUAUGACAGUAAAGCAAGCCAUUGUGUACAACCUCCUGUCUGCUAUGAUGGCUUACGUAGGGAUGCUGAUAGGCACAGCUGUUGGACAAUAUGCCAAUAACAUCACUUUAUGGAUCUUUGCAGUCACCGCGGGCAUGUUCCUUUAUGUCGCAUUGGUAGAUAUGCUUCCAGAAAUGCUUCAUGGAGAUGGUGAUAAUGAAGAACAUGGAUAUUGUCCAGUGGGGCAAUUCAUUCUCCAGAAUUUAGGCUUGCUCCUUGGAUUUGCUAUCAUGCUGGUGAUUGCACUGUAUGAAGAUAAAAUUGUGUUUGACAUCCAGUUUUGACCAUUUCCAGAAAUUGCUGUGGUUACGAUGUUACUGUAUGGCUUUGAGUCUGCACUGUUGUACUGUAUGCACAUUGCUCAGAGAAAAGGCAGUGGCUUGCACUACUACACAAGUACAGUCUAUUUGUUUCCACAUAGAUUAACUUUUGCUGCUUGCUAACUAAAAUAAGACAUGGUGCACAUACUGCACCUUCCAAAUUCAAGUGACAGAACUUAAGUAGGAAAUGUUGCAUAUGAAAAGACAACGUUGUGUGUGCUGCACAUGAAGCAUUGUGCAACUGUUUACAAAUCAGCAGGCAGCGAAAGACCUAGUCUGUUCAGGAAAUGUCUUUUCACAUUACAGUUAAACACAAUCCACAAAACAUUAAAGGUGAAAUCCAUUCCUCUGCAAUGGGCCUGCACAAAGUCUAUGUGCUGUGUAAUUCCCACAUAAGGCUUACAUGCCACGUAUACCUCAUGCUAGCCCUCUGCACAAUGGUGGAUGUUACCCUAAGACAAUUAAAUGCUACACUUAGCACCUGACUGGAAAAACUGUGCUUUUUUUGAACUUAAAAAAAAAAAUCUGUUUAAAACACCUUGGUACACAUUAAACUGCAUUUCAUCAUUCUAAAGUUCGUGUUUAAGGAGGCAGACUGUUGCAAUAUGCACAGGUCUGUGUAAUCGCCUGCGAAGAGCUAUAUUCCAUUGAGAAUCAGUUUUCCUGAUUAAGAUUUAUUUGAUGUUAGCUCCUUGCUAUUGGUAGGAAAAUGAAGUAGCGUUAGUAUUAACUUGGGGAAGUCCCUGAUGUCAGAAGGUUAAUGGGCUAUUCCUGAGUCUUUGCUUGAGAAACUAAACAUUGGGUGCCACUUACAACCUAAACUACUGAUGAAUUGUGGCUGUGAGUUUGUGCAAACGCACCUCUAACAAAGGAUCCAUAAUGGAAUUUCUCAGUUUUAACAGUUCAAUUUAUUUUGGGAUUCAAAUUUUUUCUCCUUUUUACAGUAAUAUCUUCUGAAAUCCAAUGUACUGAACCCAGAUACAAAGAUUAUAAAAAUAAUGCCCUGUA
This is a messenger RNA of Malaclemys terrapin pileata, 3866 nucleotides long. It is a transcript of the gene SLC39A10, whose product is annotated as solute carrier family 39 member 10. The record is from RefSeq and is a predicted model, not a curated record. Gene Ontology annotation, molecular function: zinc ion transmembrane transporter activity. The transcript has 10 exons. Bases 108 to 2822 code for a protein of 904 amino acids. NCBI's taxonomy places the organism in Eukaryota, Metazoa, Chordata, Testudines, Emydidae. Gene Ontology annotation, biological process: zinc ion import across plasma membrane; intracellular zinc ion homeostasis; positive regulation of B cell receptor signaling pathway. Gene Ontology annotation, cellular component: membrane.